Messenger RNA from Eruca vesicaria subsp. sativa (arugula), 1273 nucleotides. NCBI's taxonomy places the organism in Eukaryota, Viridiplantae, Streptophyta, Magnoliopsida, Brassicales, Brassicaceae. The record is from the annotation of a GenBank genome assembly.
GCAUCGUCAAUUUUUUUAUUUUCUUCGACCCUUUUAAAAACCCUCUCUGCAAAAACCUCACUAAACAAAUCACACUUGCAUCAAAUACAAAUCCGUUGUUCAAACAAAAAAAAAUUAAGAAACAAAGAUGGGUCUGAUUGGCAAAGAAGAGAUCAGCAAAACAAGAAGAUAUACAUCUUCUCUUUGGAGAGGAGUGAAGACGAUCUUCGUUCUCUUCACUAUGUUCCUCUCUUUCAUCCUCUUCUCUGCUCCUAUCUUCCUCUCCGUCGCAGACGCCGUCCUCCCCUCCAUCAUCCUCUCCUCCUUCUCUUCUCUCCUUCGUCUUUCUCCGGCCGCGGUUUCUUCUCAUCUCAGCAACUACGACUUCAGAUACUCCCUCAUCGAUAUUCCUCUCAUCUCCAUCAUUAGAUCUGCCAUUAUACUCUGCGUUUACGGGCUCUGUGACGGACCAAAGCUAUCAAGGGGACCAUAUCUGACAAUAACAAUGAUCUGCUCAAUAUGUUCAUUGAUCUAUGUAUCUUUUAAGGCAGCUGUUGUGUUUGGCGAGCCAGUGAUCGGAGGAAAGUUCAGAACCGAGGAAGUGGCUCUGUUUGUGUGUUCGUGGGUCUUAGCCAUCGGUCAUAUCGUUGUGGCGUAUAGAACAAGUUGUAGAGAGAGGAGAAAACUCUUAGUCUUCAAGAUCGACAUCGAAUCCGUUUCAGCUUGUAAGAAUGUGUUUCCCAGAUACCAGAAGAUACUCCUACAAGAGAGACUCAGAUAGCUAAUAUCAGAAGACUAUUAACACUUGUACAUAUAUAUAUAUAUAUAUUUACAGUAAAGAUAAAUAUACGUAUCAAAUGCAACAUCUUCUGGGGUUUGGUCUCUACUUACAAGUUUCAGAAAGGUCCAAAGGAUAAUCUGUAAAGGAGGGAAGAACAGAUAAUGAAUGGGGCUUAAUAUAACACAAUGCUUUUCCAUGUGACACUAUCUAAGACAGCUCCAAUGAAUUGGCAGCUGUUUACUACUUAUACUAUAGAUUUUAAAUUAGGUAGACACACAAAUACACACACAAAAGAAUGGAGGCCUUGUUUACUCUUACUUUAAUGAAUGAUCCACCGUUACACUUUUGUCUUUUUGUUUUGUUUGUAUAAAUCAUAUUUUCAUCAAUGAAAUAAGAAGCCGAAGGCAUCUUUCUUCUUUUACUAUAAAAACAAAAACAUAUAUUUACACAUGUCUGUAAGUUUGCAUAUGUUUGUAUGGAUCUUUGACACUCUUAACCCUUUAGAAACUGUGG